Molecule: messenger RNA, 612 nt
Organism: Microdochium trichocladiopsis
Lineage: Eukaryota; Fungi; Ascomycota; Sordariomycetes; Xylariales; Microdochiaceae
Exons: 2
Coding region: 1-612 (203 amino acids)
Cellular component (GO): membrane
Source: RefSeq, a predicted model, not a curated record
AUGUCAAUAACGAACAUACUGAAAGCCGUCGCCACAACGCUUGUCGCUUUGUAUGACACAGGAUACUUUCCGAUGCCCCGGUAUUUCGGAUCCGACUCUCCUCUUCUCACGGAGGUGCUUUAUGCCCUGCCUGCGGGCUUCUACCUGUGGCACCUCCUCACCGUCCUAUCGAAAAAGUCUCGCACGGGCGAAAUCCCGCAUCACAUCUUAGCGAUCGUGUUUUUGUGGAACCACAACGAGCCCUUCAUCGCUCUUCAUCUGCCGAACUUUCUUUUAUUCGAAAUGACCAACAUCCCUCACAACAUCUACAAACUCAUGAAGCGCACGACCACCAACAAAGGCCUGUUCUACUUCUUCGCAGCUAUAUGGUAUGGUCUUCACCUUCGGGUCCGGAUUAUAUGGGGAAGCACCGCCACAUACUUGGCUUUCAAAGAUCUUGCUAUUCUACAUGUAGAUCGAGGGUCGUAUUGGGCUUGGGCGCUCAUCGCCUUCUGUUGUACUGGCCUUGUGCUAUUGCAGUAUCUGAACUUUUACUUGUCUUAUGCCAUCGUCACAGGUAGAGAUUUUAAGGACUUCUUGACCUUUGUCAGUCAAAAGUUCUCUGGACGAUAA